Messenger RNA from Mercenaria mercenaria, 1625 nucleotides. RefSeq lists its product as uncharacterized. The record is from RefSeq and is a predicted model, not a curated record. The transcript has 7 exons. NCBI's taxonomy places the organism in Eukaryota, Metazoa, Mollusca, Bivalvia, Venerida, Veneridae. Bases 56 to 925 code for a protein of 289 amino acids.
GUAAAACCCUACAUAGUUUUCUGGUGUUUGAUGGGGACAGAAAAGCGGACAGAAAAUGAAGCUCACAGUGUUUAUACUGUUGGUCAUGGUUUCAUGCUGCCUUGGUCACAAAGGGAGGAGUCAUGACAGAUACCGUUAUAGCAAGUACUACAGGCCUAGAAGACCGACGAUUUUCCCCAAUCCUUUUACAAGUACAAUGAUGCCGCCGACGACAAGGGCGCCGCCACCAAGCAGACCGAUCAGUGACCGAGACGAUAUUUUGUCCGCACGGAUCGGUGUCAGAUUACCACCACCAGAGUGUGUCAUAUCCUUUGACGAUUUCGUAAUGCACGUUGCUGAUAUGGACUGGAUCUCUCCCUACGCUAUUGACAACGACUAUCCUGUCAAUCAAUUAGUAACGUACAAGUGGACUCCCCGUUGGUUCCUUAAAAACAACACUCAUGUCGAAAGACUCGGAAGUUAUUGGGAUGAUAUUGAAAAAGAGUGUGGGUUCGUUGACUCGGUGUUUAAACGAAUUGAUGACACAAAAGCAAUUUUUGGCUCAGCAGGCGCCACUGGCGCGUUUGUUACAGCCACCAGGAAAGACUAUAUAUUGAGUUUCAAACCGGAGAAUUACGUUAUACAAUACAUUUGCUAUACUGGAGAAUAUCGGGGCAGGUGUAAGGACUCUGAGAUUUUCCUUUUAGUCAAGGAACAAAGAACAAACCCACCUGACAAUGAUGGUAAAGUAACUGGCGAAAUUUGUUUGAAUGACAUAGACUGGAGCCUGAUUGAAGCAACCUUCAGAAACUGUUUGGGAAUUCAGUUUGUGGAUAAUACAGAACCACAAAUCACUUGGCGUUGGGAGAAUGAUGGUCAACCAACUGAGGAGUGUGCAAAGCCAGGAACAGAUGCCUUUCGGAGGAAUUUUGAAAAUGGAAAGUAGAUGAUCAAAAUAAGCUGAAACAUCGACUCUCGUUCCAGUAUUUGGCUACCCAUGAUAUUUUACUUUUUGAUUUCCUUGCAAUUCGCAUUAUUAACUUCAGAAUUAUUUCUGCGGAGAUCUCGGAAGAUCUUUAUCUUUCCAACAAUCAACAUCAUUUCUGUUCUGUUUUAAAAUUUGAAUGUCAAUUCGGACAAAAGAUGUUAUUCAGUAAAAUGUUCAUGGUAUGACAUUAUAGUCGAUGUCUAUAAUUUGUUUUGUUUCGGUUUCAAAUUUGUAUAACAUUUCAAAAGAUGAAAUUCCAGAAUACGCAAUCAUAAUAUUUCAAAAGAUAAAAUUCCAGAAUACGCAAUCAUAACAUUUCAAAAUUUCAGCAAAGUAAAAAAAUGACAUGUUAUACAUUUGUUCAUUUUACGACUUCAAUCCAUUUCAGAAAAGUCACAAAAAUACGAUAAAAUAUUUAGUAUUUACAAACAAGCGUUCAACUUUACGUGGAAAUAAAAUGACAUCAAAAACAAAAUAAUGUCGUUGUCGUCCCUUAUCAACGGGGAAUAUCUACACGUUUUUAUUCUUAUAGUUUUCUUAAUAACACAAUUUUUCAUGGUGGUCAAAUGAAUAAAACUAUAUCGCUUGUUCGUUUAUUUCCCCUGAAACUUUUAUGUGCUAUUAACAAGAUGAUGGUCUAAAUAUAUAUCGUCGCCUU